Suillus bovinus is the source of this 624-nucleotide messenger RNA. RefSeq lists its product as uncharacterized. The coding region runs from base 1 to 624 and encodes 207 amino acids. Lineage: Eukaryota; Fungi; Basidiomycota; Agaricomycetes; Boletales; Suillaceae. The transcript is spliced from 4 exons. The record is from RefSeq and is a predicted model, not a curated record.
AUGUCUCCUACAACCAUGUUCUCCCCAGGGCCUACGCUGCGCGGACAUCAUUUUACAGGGGCGCUUGAAAGCGAACUGCAGGGGGCACAGACUAUGCACUCCAGGUUCCCCGAGCCUCUGAAAGCCGCUUUCCUCAAGGCCAUGCCGAGAAUCAAGUCUCAUCUUGAUCAGUGCCAUCUCCGCCUCACGGAAUUGCUGACGAUGACGCAGUUCAAAUUCACAAGAUUGGUGCAGAUACUUGAAGAGCAACACGAGAAGAGUCACGAGAAAGGAAUGGCUGCAUUGAAAGACAAAGUUAAAUGGAGCGGUAGCUUUAUGGAUGUCCAGUGCAGCAUCAUGAGCUGCGAUCACCUUGCAUUCUCAAAAUCUAUUAUUCGUCGCUUUAUCCGUGACUGUGUUGAUCGUGAUGCUGCACGUUCUCCACUGCUUCCACACAAUGUUCUCAUCCCACGCGAGGGUCCCAUCCUACAUGAGGCUCCUUUACACUGUGACAUGCACGAGCUUCCCAGUCAUCCUCGCGAGCCAUCUGUGCCAUUGCGAGAGCCUCUGCUUCAUCGUGAUCCCUCCGUGCACUCUUGUGAUCCCUCUGUGCACUCUCGUGAUCCCUCUGGUGCACCCGCGUGA